AUGCCAAUCGGUCGACCCGCCACACCAUUUCCUGAUAUGGAUUCUGAUCGUGAUGAUGAUGAACCACAAAGUCAACCAAGCCAUCCUCGACCUCCUUCAAACGUUCGUAAUUACCUCGAUAACUCUGGAGUAUUGAUCACUGGAAGGAUUAGAAGACCAAAUCAAACAUCAAUGAUACCGAUCCCAAGCCCAACUGAUUCAAGUUCAAGAAGACCUUCAAAAGACAUCAAACCAUUGACUCAUCAUCACCACCAUAAACCUGAAGCUUUAGUCGCAGACUUAAGUUCAAGUAACGGCAAGAACCUCAAGAGACUUUCAUUAAUUCUAAAAGGCGAUCCAAAUGAAAUCCUAAAACCAUCCAAGAAAUCUAUCCAUCCAAACACUUCAGUCAAUUCUCAUCGCAACAAUCUAGAUCAUCCAUCUACUUCAAGUUCUACUCCGGGACUUAGUUCUAGUUCUAGUUUGACUCCUACCUCUGGUUCUAGUUCUACUUCAAACGGUUUAGGUAAAUUACAACAAGAACAACUUUUACAUUUAUCAAAACUAAAAGAAAAACAAAAAGAAAAGAAAAAAGAUGAAGAUUCUAAUCGGAAACGUGCUCAAGAAUUGAAAACUAAGAUUUGUGAAGAUACAUUUAAAGAUAACAGACUUUAUACUCUUGAUCGAAUUAAAACUUUUGGUAUUGGUUAUGGUUAA
This is a messenger RNA of Melampsora larici-populina 98AG31, 696 nucleotides long. RefSeq lists its product as uncharacterized. Lineage: Eukaryota; Fungi; Basidiomycota; Pucciniomycetes; Pucciniales; Melampsoraceae. Bases 1 to 696 code for a protein of 231 amino acids. The record is from RefSeq and is a predicted model, not a curated record. The transcript has 3 exons.